This is a messenger RNA of Closterium sp. Naga37s-1, 1875 nucleotides long. Lineage: Eukaryota; Viridiplantae; Streptophyta; Zygnematophyceae; Desmidiales; Closteriaceae. The record is from the annotation of a GenBank genome assembly.
AUGGCGGCAUUGCGGCGGUUACCGCCGGGAUACGGCUUCCGCCCGACGGACGAGGAGCUGAUCCACGGCCACCUGCGGCCGAAGGUGGAGGCAGCGGAAGGCCGCCGCGUGGACGACGACAACCACGGGCUCAUCGCGGAGGUCGACAUUCUCCGCUACGAGCCGUGGGACCUGCCCAGCCGGUCGAGCCUCGAAGCCGGCGGCGAGUGGUACUUCUUCUGCGUGCUCAAGAAGAAAUAUCUGAACGGCUCGCGCGUGAAUCGCGCGACGCGGAGAGGGUACUGGAAGUCGACCGGCGACGACCAGCCCGUGUGCAGCUCGAGCUCGUCGCGCCCAAUAGGGUUCCGGAAGAGGCUCGUGUUCUACCGGGGGAGGGCGCCACGUGGCGAGCGGACGGCCUGGAAGAUUCACGAGUACCGGCUGGAGCCCGCAGCGCUAUCGCGCCGCGGCGCCGCGACGGGCUACGUGCUGUGCCGCUUGUCCAAGGAGAACCGGCCGCCUGCUGCGAGCGAGCCGUCUGCUGCUGCUGCGGCGCUGAUGGACGUUCUGGAUCUCGAGGAGGCCGACCUCCUUCCCCUCCACCCUGACGCCGCGCCGCUUGUGCCCGUUGCCGUGCCUGUUGUCGUGCCUGCGAUCGACGUGGCUCUGGCCACAUUCUGGGAGAACAUUUCUCGCCAAGAUGUGUCGGCUGGGGGGUCUGCGGAGGGCUAUGUGGCGGAGCAUGGGGCGAGCCACGUGGCAGAGCAUGAGGAGAGCCACGUGGCGGAGGAGGUCGAGUGGCGUACAGUGUACGAGGAGCUGCCGCCGCUCUCGGAGGGCUUUUCCAUCGACGAAAGCCACUCCGCCCUCCCCGCCGCUCCCCCGGCUCCUGCCACUUUCGCUGCACCGGCACCCGGUGGUGUCGCGCCUGCUGCCCUUGCUGGCGCAGCGCUCCGAGUGGCAGAGCGAGCGGCGCCCAGAGCACCGGGCGCAGCGGCUGUACCCUCGAGGCUGGCGGUGCCCGUGCCACCAGCGCCCGUGCCACCAGCGCCCGCAGCAGGCGCAACCACCAUCACCGCGGCCCUCGCAGGGCUGGCUAGGGCCAGAGCGGCACAUGGCGCUGCCGCUCCCCUGGGCCGCACCCACGCGAGAGCAACGGUCCGGGCGAGGUCGAGGCCUGUGCGCGCAGCUGGUGCCGUCAUGCACGGCCGGCGCAUGCAGGCGCUCAACGCGCCGCAGCUGGCGGGUGGCGGUGGGGGAGCGCGGCUGGCGAGCACCAGUGCGCCGUCUCAGAAUUUGGGCGCGCGCCCUGCGCCUCACGAGCAGCUGCGUCUCGCGGAGGCGGAUGGCACUGUGGGUGAUGAGGACUGUCUCAUGGGUGCGCAUAGGUUGUCUAGGGAUCAGCAUGAGGGCAUGGUAGCAGCAACACCCGUAGCAGCAACACCCGUAGCAGAAUUUGAUGGCUGGGGUCUGGAUCCACACAUGGAGCUCAGCGUCGUUGCAGACGUCACAAGGGCUGCACCCAGCCCACCUGUGGCCGCUGGGCCACGUCUAGCCCCUCCGCCCCUCCCUGCUGCCUCUGCUGCCGCUCCUGCAGCAGCGGAGGUGGUGCUUCCGCCCCCAGUGGCAGCACCAGCAGCAGCAGCAGAAGGGGGGGCAGGCGGGUCAGCAGCUGGUGCCGUGGUGGUGGAAGAGGGAGGUGCGGUGGUGGAAGGCGGAGGUGUGUGUGCCGGUGCUCGUCCCAUGGCAGAUCUCAUCGCACACUCUGCUUGGAAAACACGCGCGCAGCGCCACCAGUGGCAGCAGUACCUGCCCGCUCGGCGCUCCGUCAACCUCGGAGCUGCUUUUUCUGCUGCUGUUCGCACACCAGCAGGAGCAGCAGCAGCAGCAGCAUAA